Molecule: messenger RNA, 1748 nt
Organism: Heterotrigona itama
Lineage: Eukaryota; Metazoa; Arthropoda; Insecta; Hymenoptera; Apidae
Source: the annotation of a GenBank genome assembly
AUGAAUGUAAAAUUGGAACAUAUAUCAUUUAAUUUGCUCCUCCGACUCGUUCAGAUAUCAUUUAACUUGAAGUGAGUAGUCAAGAUUGUAGCGAAAUUGUGAUAUAACUUGAUAUAAUUAAUAUUAUAAUAUAACUUAACAUAAGUAAAUAAAACUCAUGCUAACUAGUGAUUUUUAUCUGUUAUUCAUUUAUCUUAUACUAUUCUUAGGGAACAAGAGAUACAAUUAAAUGUUCGAUUCCAUUAGAUUGGUUUGAUCCUGAUCCGAUGAAUUAUUACGUGUUUGCGCAUUACACAUUUUCUCAGAGUAAACUAGAUGCGAAGAAGAGUCCGCUGGCGCUGCUCGCUCAAACCUGUAGCCAGAUAGGAGCCGACACACCGUCCAAUAAAUCACUGCUGGCUUCGUUGGACAAAGGUUCGGGCAACAAAUCGACGUCCAAGUCGACGGAUCAAUCGCGGGAAAAAUCGUCGCCGGCGGUCGCGGUCACGUCCUCCGCGUCGGAGUCGUCGACCAAGACCACGUUCAAGCCGUACGAGUCCUGUUUGGCCCGUGAGAAAGCCUCGAGCCCGGACGAGCAACGAUCGGCAUCUAGCCACUCGACGUCCGGUCGAUCGAGGACACCUGGUAGCAACAACAAACGAUGCUCCAGCAAUCAGAGCGCCGCCUCGUCGGUUCGGACGGUGACGCCGCAGGGGCGGAAAACGGCGACGCCGAACGGCGACGCGGCACGAGAAUCACCCGGCUGCAGAAUAUCCGCGGCGAAUCUGUCGUCGGGUCAGCUCGACUCGUCGACGAGCUCGUCUCAACCGGCGGUGGUCAGUAGUCCGUCGUUACAAGCGAAACAACAGGCUUCUUACAGUCCGGCCGGUGUCCUAGCGAUGACAGACCCGUCCAUCAAGGAUCUCCCGUUGGGUACUUUCAAGCCAGGUGUCAGUCUAGCCACGUCGAGCUCUGGUUAUUUAGGCUACACGCCGCCGCAGAUACCUAUCGAUGUAACAGCCAGUUCUUUAAUGUCGCAGCAGGCCGCGUUGAAGAAUAGCCUGGUGGCCGGCAAUCCCUAUCUGAGUUACGCGAGGCUCAAGAGCUCCACCGACGCUUUAAUGCCCGUCUGCAGGGACCCGUACUGCACCGGUUGCCAGUUGAAUUCUCAUCUGCUGGCCCAUUCAGCGAACGGCAAGUUGACGAGCAGCGGCACCACCGCCGGUGCCGCUUCCUGUCCGGCCGGCUGUACCCAGUGCGAUCACAAAUCUCAGCCGCCCGGGUCAGCAGUUUACGGAGCGUUGGGUGUAGCCGCGUACGCGCACGCACAACUGGCUGCCUUGGCAGCGGCCUCGCAGCUUCCUUACGUGUGCAACUGGAUAGCAAGCGACACGGCAUACUGCGGCAAGAGGUUCUCCACGUCGGACGAGCUGCUGCAACAUUUGAGAAGCCACACCAGCGUGUCGAACGGCAGCGGUGUCGCGGACCCAUCGGCGGCCGCGUUGUCCCUCUUGUCGCCGUCCGCUGUUGGACUACCGCCCACGCAUCCUUUGUUCUCCAGGACUUAUCCCACGCCACCCUUGAGCCCGCUGGCAACCGCGCGUUAUCACCCUUACGGGAAACCUUCGCCGUUGCUGCCACCGCCUUUAUCGUCGUUGGGUUUACCGCUGCCGCCGCCGCAUCCGCACGCCGCAUUACCAGCGUAUUUCUCCCCAUACUCGCUGUACGGAACUCCUCGCCUUGGUGCUGCAUCCGGCUUGCCUCAAUGA